Molecule: messenger RNA, 2293 nt
Organism: Zea mays
Lineage: Eukaryota; Viridiplantae; Streptophyta; Magnoliopsida; Poales; Poaceae
Exons: 14
Coding region: 149-1888 (579 amino acids)
Biological process (GO): activation of GTPase activity
Molecular function (GO): GTPase activator activity
Source: RefSeq, a predicted model, not a curated record
CACUCAUUAAACACAUCAAAGGCAACACGCAAACAACACGGUGUUCUCAGACGCGAUAUCAGCCCCAAGUAUUCCAGCCCGGCUUCAGCAGUAAGAAGAGUUGGUUGGGAUUCAGCAAAAACCCGAGAUCGCACCCCUUCGCGUGGCGAUGCGUGGAGGAGACGUAACAGCAGCGGAGGCAGGGUCCCCGCGCUCGCCGGACCUCUACGAUCUCUCCGACGACUCCGACUACGCCGCCGCCGCUUCUGACCAGACGGCGAUGCGGACCGAUCCCGCGGACAGAGCCUCAGAGGAGACUGCGAGGGUGGAUGUGGUAUAUGAGAAGGAGCGUGUGACCAUCCACCCGUCGCAGUAUGGUUCCAGUCGUAUCAGCGGGAAGCUGCGUCUGUUUCUGCAGCAGGGAUCAUUGUUCCUGAGUUGGGAGCCAAACGAAGGAGCCGGCUCUUUGUCAACCAGUUCAGUCGGUGUGGAAGUAGAAAAAUAUAGAAAUCUGUACACUAUCAAGGCCUUGCCUUUAAGUGAUGUACGCUUCAUCCGUAAGUACACCCCAACGUUUGGACUGGACUACGUAAUAAUCGUUCUCUCAUCAGGCCUGGCUUUCCCUCCAUUCUAUUUCUACAACGGUGGAAUUCGUGAAUUGUUUGCAACACUGAAACAACAUGUAUUCAUCAUCAGGUCGGAUGACGAUCCUAAUGUUUUUCUCGUCAACGACUUUCAAGAUCCCCUUCAGAAAAGCUUGUCAUCCUUGGAGCUUCCAGGAGUAGCCUCAGUAGCAAAUGCCAUGUCAAGACAAAAUUCACUCAGUUUUACUGGGUCAAUUGAUGAGUCCAGGCAUGGGGAUAAUGUUAGACAUGGGGCAACUUCUAGCAUGUCUCAGUAUAGCUCAAAGCAAAAUCACAAAUCAAAUGAUCCAGGUCGUGAUCUUUCAAUUCAAGUCUUGGAGAAAUUCUCAUUGGUUACUAAAUUUGCACGAGAUACUACAUCAAGCCUUUUUCGAGACAAUAGUGGUGCUCAUGCUUAUGGACGCCAACAACAUCAAUACAUUUUGGAUAAUAAAUCAACUAAUAAACAUAAAAAUCAGUAUGUAACACCAGAAAAGGCUUCGGCACCCUCAGCAACACUCGAGUCAGAUCCAUUACCUCUCGUAUGGGGAAAACAACGAGAUCACCCGUUAAGUGUCGAAGAGUGGACAUCUUUCUUAGAUCGUGAAGGUAGGAUUAUGGAUUCAAAGGCACUGAGGAAAAAGGUUUUCUAUGGGGGAGUUGAUCAUGCUUUGAGAAAAGAGGUCUGGAAAUUCUUGUUGGGGUAUCAUGAAUAUGAUUCAACAUAUGCUGAGAGGGAAUACCUUGCUGUCAUGAAACGAGCAGAAUAUGAAGUCAUAAAAUCUCAGUGGAAGAGUAUCUCAGCCACCCAAGCUAAAAGAUUCACCAAGUUUAGGGAAAGAAAAGGCCUAAUUGACAAAGAUGUGGUGAGAACAGAUAGGUCCAUUCCCUAUUAUGAAGGAGAUGACAAUCAGAAUGUUGUAGUUUUACGUGAUAUUCUGUUAACAUAUUCCUUCUACAAUUUCGACCUUGGUUAUUGCCAAGGAAUGAGUGACUUUUUGGCUCCCAUACUUUAUGUCAUGGAGGAUGAGUCUGAAUCAUUUUGGUGCUUUGCUUCCCUGAUGGAACGUCUAGGUGCCAAUUUUAAUCGUGACCAGAAUGGCAUGCAUGCUCAGCUACUUGCAUUAUCCAAGGGAGUUCAGUUUCGACCAGAUCAUGCUUUUAUGGGAAGUUCUGUGGUCCCAUUAUUUGUCAGAACAUUUCCACUUGUACUUGUGCGUAGCAAUCUUGAAAAAAUAUCGUCAGCGGAUAAUUGGGGAGCAGAUGGACUUCGAUACCCUCCUUAAGUUCAUCAAUGAGCUCAGUGGUCAGAUCAAUCUUGACCGGGCUAUCCAGGACGCGGAGGCAUUGUGUACUAUUGCAGGAGAAAAUGGGGCUUCCUGCAUUCCACCUGGAACCCCACCUUCAAUGCCCGUCGAGACCGAUGGUGGCAUGUACGUGCAAGAAGACGAGGUCUUGUGAGAUAUCGGUCACCCUAGAAAAUAAUUGCAUAGAAGCAUCGCAAGUUUUUAUCCAGUAGUGCUUUCGUCGUCGUCAUAAAUGUGAUCCGUUGUAAGUUUGGAAGAAUCAUGAAAACCUAGAGUUGUGUGUAUAUACUACCUUGAUAAACCUGUAAUUGAUACUUUCACUAUUCUGUAUGGAACCCCAGGUUUUACCUCAGCUCUCCAUCAGAUCUUCUAUCUCCUAGAGCA